GGGACUCUGUAUCUAGGGCCAGAAAUGGCGAUGGCGAUGGCGUUGCAUUCUCCCGCGGCGGUGGAUCUCGCCUUGGCAGCGCCACGGCGCUGCAGAGUAGGCGAUUCGCGGAUUGUUUGCAUCGGCGGCCGGAGUUCCAAGGAAGAGGCCGCUCGAAAGGCUCUAGAACAGGCUUUAGGUGGGAAGAAGGAGGCGUUCAGUAAAUGGGACGAGGAAAUCCGGAGGAGAGAGGCUACUUCUCGAGGCUCUGGCGGAGGAAAAGGACGUUGGGGGGGAUUCGGCGGUGGUGGAGGCGGCGGAGGCGGCGGUGGUGGUGGCGGAGGUGACCCCGCGAACGAGGGCUCCUGGGAAGAAGCCAAGCAAAUUGUCUUCGCUUUCACGGGGUUGAUUGGAAUCUUUUUCCUCCUCACGAACGGGAAGAAGUCCUUGGUUCUUUUGCUUAAUCUUCCCAAAUACAUGCUGAUGGGGGGAAAGAAAAGCGUCGCAUUUGUGUUGAAUCUACCGCUGCUGCUUCGAAGGGCGACGAAGCGAAAGCAACAACAAAGUGGUGCUACUACUCCUCCUCUAGCUCCCGUGACCAGUGAGCCUCAAAGCGCGAAGUCACGCGUGAUCAAUAAAUGGGGAAGAGAUUAGGAUCCAGGUCGGUGAGCACACCUUCAGUUUUCCUUUUUUUCUUCUUCUGGUCAUAGUGAGACUUCUCAGAGAUUUUGGAUGCGAAAGUAUUACUACCGUGGAGCCACCCUCUCCCAUUCUUCGUGAAUUCAUGGAAAGAGGUACCAGCCUUCCUUUUCUUCGACUGUAGCUUAACAGCGAGAGCUGGAUCGAUUUUAACAGGCACAGGGACAAGUUUGUUUUCUUCCCGAAUUUCCACAGGUUGAGAUCCCACACCCGAUCAAACAGGUGUCUGGAGUGAAGCUCAGCAUUGCAUCACUGCUUCUAUCACAUCCGAUCGAUCGCUCCCGACGCCGUCAAAGCGUCGAUGAGAAGAGAAGAAAGACUUCUUUUUUUUUCUUCUCGACUGACCGGCUCCAACCAAGGAAGGAUCAGUCGUUUCGGUUGGUAGGACAGUCACGCCGGCUAUGGAGUUUUUGCGGCAUUGUCAAAGACGCGGCGACUUUGUUAAAUAGGGGAGAGAAGAUUCCGGGGAAUAUGCUCGCAAAGCUUUGUCGUCUGGACAUUAUGAUGUUGCCAGGAAGACAACCGAUGAUCUGAGAAAGUUUGCCAGCGAUCCAACGGUCGGGAUUGCACGGACCCCUUGACUGACAUCAACGGCUGGCUCCAAUGCGGGGGCUUUCAUUCAAUCGCUCGAGCUUGGCGUGAUGGCGGUGGUGAGUUGUGUGGAGAUUUUGAUCCCCUGGAGGAGAUAGCGAGGUAGCGCCAGUGCGGCGAGGCGGCGCCCGCAUUCUCGGGGUCGAAAUAUCCACGUUGAAUCGCCGGUGGAUCAUCGGUCCAGGGGGUGGGCACGGGGGCCGCUAGGAUGCGAUUCGUGGCGUAGAUCAGGUCAGGGAAAGCAGAUCUGGGAGGAAUCGAGCGAGAAAAGGAUGCUGGAGGGCGCGAUUUUUGCGGUAGGAUUGGUAAUGUGUGCUCUUGGCCUGGGAUCGGCGAACUCGCUCUUCAGCGACCAUGUCUCCAAGCCAUUCAGCGCGUCGGAUAUGCACUGGGUGGACAACCAGGGCCAGUUCAUGCAAUCCGCGAGUGGGAAUUUCAUCCUCACAUUCUUCUACUCGAGUCGCAAUCAGUACUACCUCUCGGUGGUGCUGGGCGCGGCGAUCAACCAGAUCGUGUGGACUGCCAACAGGAACGUCCCCGUGAGCCAGGCCGAUAAUCUCAUCUUCCAGGACGAUGGCAACGUCAUCCUCUUUGGGCCGCGCGGCUUGCCGGUCUGGAGCACCGGCACGAAUGGAAGCGACGCGCAGACUCUCCGGCUGCUCGAUAGCGGCAACUUGGUCGUCCAGGACAGCAGGAACAGGACGCUGUGGGAGAGCUUUGCGCAUCCGACCGACGUGAUUGUGGUCGGGCAGAAGCUCCAGCGCGGGAUGAAGCUCACGAGCAAGAAGUCGACGACGGACUUCUCCCAGGGCCCGUAUAGUUUGAGCUUGGGUGACCACACAUUGGAGCUGGAGAUGGAUAUGGGAGGAGGAGCUCUCGUCCCAUACUGGAGGCUGGCCACGGACGUGCGAUCCAUCUUAAACUUCCAGACGGACCCCGAGUUUGCGAGCGUUUCUCCUGGGCAGCUCGGUCUCUACGACGGUAGCUCCACACUCGUCGCCACGCUACCGUUGCCGAGCCAGACGAACAGCUCCGGCACCAUGGUGUUGCUCGUUCUCGGCUCCGAUGGAAAUCUAAAGUCGAGGGCGUUUACGUCGAGUGGCCAACUUCCCGAUGCUUCCGUUUUCUUGGACAACUGCUUGCUGCCAAGUCCUUGCGGGCCGUAUGGAGUGUGCUCUUCCAACGGGCAAUGCAACUGUCCGGCCUCGCUUCCACUGAUAAAUCCCAGUAAUCCGACGCAGGGAUGCAAAGUGGCGGCUUUGGACCUCUGCAAAUCCCCGCAAGACUUUCAGUUUCAAGACCUUGAUACGAACUUGUUUUACUUUGCAAACCAGUUUGCUACACCAGCAUCCGCGGUCACGCUCCAGGAUUGCAAGCGACUUUGCACGGAGAACUGUUCGUGCACGACCGGGUUUUUCAACACGACGUCGGGGUCGUGCUACUUGUCCAACACGGUGAAGCUCGGGAGCUUCGACAGCACAAACGGUGGCUUCCAGACGUUUAUAAAAGCUCCCAAGAAACAAGGCAACGAUGGGCAGAAGAGCAUUCUGAUCUACGUGAUCGUCGGCUGCAGCCUGGGCUUGAUCCUCGUCCUCAUCGGUGGGUUCGUGUGGUGGUAUAAGCGGAGGCUGAGAGCCGCAAGAGCCGAUCCAGACGAGGAGGAUGGCUUCUUGGAAGCCAUACCCGGACUUCCAGCGCGGUUCACGUACAAGGAGCUGCAAACUGCGACUAAUGGAUUUAGCAAGAAACUUGGCGGCGGUGGAUUCGGUUCUGUCUACGAAGGCACUCUCCCGGACAAGAGCAAGGUGGCGGUGAAGCAACUGGAGAGCAUCGGACAGGGAAAGAAAGAGUUUCGAGCGGAAGUCGCGACUAUCGGCAGCAUUCAUCAUGUGAACCUCGUCAGGCUCCGUGGAUUUUGCUCCGAGGGAACACACAGGCUCCUGGUGUAUGAGUUCUUAGCUCGCGGCUCGCUGGAUAAGUCUCUCUUCAACGAAAGCAGCAGCCAGUUGCUGAGCGACAGCCCCGUGAAUCAACAGCCGCCGGUCGUGCUGGACUGGGACACGAGAUACAACAUCGCGCUGGGAACCGCGAGAGGGCUGGUUUACUUGCACGAGGACUGCCGCGAGAGGAUCAUCCAUUGCGACAUCAAGCCGGAGAACAUCCUCCUGGACGAGCACUUCACGGCCAAAGUGUCCGACUUUGGGCUGGCCAAGCUCAUGAACCGGGAGCAAAGCCACGUCUUCACGACCAUGCGAGGAACUCGGGGCUACCUCGCGCCCGAGUGGCUUCUCAACACCGCCAUCUCCGAGAAGAGCGACGUCUACAGCUUCGGCAUGGUGCUGCUGGAGAUCGUGAGCGGCCGCAAGAACUUUGAUCCCAACGAGACGUCGGACAAGUGGUACAUCCCGGCCUACGCUUUCAAGCAGGCCGAGGUGGGAGCCUUGGUGGAGUUGCUGGACGCCAGGCUCAAAGGCCACUCAAACGAAGAACAGGUGGUCAAGGCCGUGAAGAUCGCGCUGUGGUGCAUCCAGGAGGAGAUGCAUUUGCGGCCCUCGAUCGGCAAGGUCGUCCAGAUGCUCGAGGGAAACGUUCCAGUGCCGGAUCCGCCACUGUCGAGUCAAUUGGCGGUGAGGCUUCACGCUCGAAUGGCCGACGCUGUGAGCGAGCGAGAUGGGUACUCGCUCGGCAGCGAGUUUAACAGUGAGGAUCUCCUCUCGGCGAGCUACUUGUCCGGCCCAAGGUGAAGUCCGCGCCGUUGGAUCGGCAUCUUCCGUUAGUUCGAAUGUACACCGUCCGAUUAGAAUCGAAAGAAUAUCUCAAUC
Molecule: messenger RNA, 4091 nt
Organism: Selaginella moellendorffii
Lineage: Eukaryota; Viridiplantae; Streptophyta; Lycopodiopsida; Selaginellales; Selaginellaceae
Product: G-type lectin S-receptor-like serine/threonine-protein kinase SD2-5
Exons: 3
Coding region: 1542-4013 (823 amino acids)
Biological process (GO): protein phosphorylation
Molecular function (GO): protein serine/threonine kinase activity; ATP binding
Source: RefSeq, a predicted model, not a curated record